This is a messenger RNA of Aspergillus versicolor CBS 583.65, 2181 nucleotides long. RefSeq names its product proline permease PrnB. The record is from RefSeq and is a predicted model, not a curated record. The coding region runs from base 453 to 2108 and encodes 551 amino acids. Gene Ontology annotation, cellular component: membrane. Gene Ontology annotation, molecular function: amino acid transmembrane transporter activity. Gene Ontology annotation, biological process: amino acid transmembrane transport. Lineage: Eukaryota; Fungi; Ascomycota; Eurotiomycetes; Eurotiales; Aspergillaceae. The transcript has a single exon.
UCUAGGCGGGACUCCUUCGUACUAUCCAGAAGUUCUGUUAUCAGGGUUGUAUUGCCAAGCCCUAUAUUCACGCGUUAUCGGCAGGGGUGAGGUGAUCCCCAACUUUUGUCGAGCGGUAGAUAAAAAACACCUUUGGUAAACCAAAUCCACUUUUGCAGGUAGAACUUUGUUUAUCAACCAGAUAAGAGGAAAUAAGAAGAGACGUGGAAACCGUGGUAAACAUAUUCACCAAGCUUCAGGUGGCAUGACAUCCACGCCCUUCCCGCGACAACCAGCCCGGCUUAUCAGUGGCGUUUUUGGCGCGGAUUUGCAGCCACACCAUGCGUUUUGUUUGGUCGAAAUGCGGGGAAGCAGUGUUCGAUGUGACUCUGCGAUACGAGCUGUGACUCCUAUAAGAUAAGCGAGGGGACCCUGAAGCUUCUCCAGGGCAGCUCUUCCCGCAACACAACACCAUGAGCGACAAGAUCAAGCCCUCCGCCGCCCCCCAUGGCGAUCUCGAAACCGCCCCCGAGGUCAAGACCGGCGCGCUACAGGCCAUGGUCGAGGCUGACCUGCUGGAUGACCGAUACCAGAACACCCAGCGUGGGCUCAAGAACCGACACGUCCAGCUAAUGGCCCUGGGCGGCACCAUUGGCACCGGCCUGUUCGUGGGUUCUGGACAAGCCCUCAAUAUCGGCGGCCCCCUCUCCCUGUUCCUAGGCUAUGUCUUCAUCUCAACCCUCGUCUACUGCGUCGUCACCGGCAUUGCAGAGGUUGGCGCAUACCUGCCCGUGCACGGCGGCACCAUGAGCUACCACGGCUUCCGCUACGUCUCGCGCAGCAUGGGCUUCGCCAUGGGCUACCUCUACUGGUACUCGCUGGGCAUCCUGGUCCCCUACGAGAUUGUCGCCGCCUCGCUCGUCAUCGAAUACUGGCCCAACCCUGUGCACCUCGCUGUCUGGAUCACCAUCAUGAUCGUGGUCAUCGUCGUGCUCAACUACUGCCCCGUGGGCGUCUACGGCGAGACCGAGUUUUGGUUCGCCAGCAUCAAGAUCAUAACCCUAAUCGGCCUGCUGCUGCUCUCCUUCAUCCUCUUCUGGGGCGGCGGCCCUGAUCGCCAACGCCUGGGCUUCCACUACUGGAAAGACCCUGGCGCCAUGAAUGCAUAUUUGGUCACCUCAAACAAAGACACCGGCCGCUUCAUCGGCCUCCUGCAAUGCAUCGUCAAGUCCGCCAUCGCCUUCAUCUUCGCCCCCGAACUCAUCAUCGUCACCGCCGGCGAGAUGGAAUCCCCCCGCCGCAACGUCCCCAAGGCCGCAAGACGCUACAUCUACCGCCUCGUCAUCUUCUACCUCCUCGGCGCCCUCGCCAUCGGCGUCAUCUGCUCCUCCCAAGACCCCGCCCUCCUCACCGGCAACACAGACAACGCAUCUGCCUCCCCUUUUGUCGCCGCCAUCCAAAACUCCGGCAUCCCCGUCCUGCGCCACAUCGUCAACGCCGCAAUCCUCACCUCCGCCUGGUCCGCCGGCAACUCCUUCCUAUAUAUGUCCUCACGCUCUCUCUACGGCCUCGCCGUCUCCGGAAACGCCCCCUCAAUCUUCAAAACAUGCAACCGCUGGGGCGUGCCCUAUAUCGCCGUCACAGCAUCCUCCCUCUUCUCCCUCCUUUCCUACCUCGCCGUCUCCUCCGGCUCCUACACCGUCUUCAACUGGCUGAUCAACUUCACAAACACCUCCGGCUUCAUCUCCUGGAUCUGCUGCUGCAUCGUGUACUUCCGGUUUAGCGCCGCCGUGAAGGUCCAGGGGAUUGAGAAGCCGUAUAAGAGCCGCCUGCAGCCUUACGGGAUCUACAUCGGUUUGUGUCUGGCCGUGUUGAUGCUGCUGAUUAAUGGCUUCACUUGCUUUUUCCCGUCGAAUUGGAGCGCGUCGAACUUUUUCACGGCGUAUAUUGGCAUUCCGGCGUUUGUGCUGCUUUAUGUCGGUCAUCGCGUGGUGUUUUGGGGGGAUCCGUGGGUGUGGAAGAGUAAGGAUGUGGAUUUGCAUACGGGGUUGGAGGAGAUUUUGGCGGCGGAAAGGCCGCCGAAGCCCAGGGAUACGAUUGGGAGGAAAUUGAUGGCUUUGGUUGAGUAGGCUUGCUUCAGUUUUUUUUUUUUUUUUUUUCUUCUUGUAUUUAUUUCGUGUUCUAUGGUGAAUGAUGCAGUUA